This is a messenger RNA of Ruditapes philippinarum (Manila clam), 2497 nucleotides long. RefSeq names its product probable methyltransferase-like protein 24. The transcript has 6 exons. The record is from RefSeq and is a predicted model, not a curated record. NCBI's taxonomy places the organism in Eukaryota, Metazoa, Mollusca, Bivalvia, Venerida, Veneridae. Bases 75 to 1040 code for a protein of 321 amino acids.
AAUGAAAUAAAUUACAUGCAUUUUUUUUUUAGAUAACGACACCUGAAUGGAUAUAUAUUAAGGGAGUUUAAGCAAUGUGGAGUUUUAAAACAAAAAUGUCUAAAUAUCAAAAAGUUGGCGUAUUAAUUUGUACACUAGCUGUGAUUUUAUAUGUGUUGACAUUUGUAAUGGAGUCGUAUCAAAGACCCGAGACAAUCAAAGUGAAAGAAUUAAGAAAAAGGAGAAGUUUUUGCAACGGAAGUGUACAUUUCUUAUUACCGGACGAUACCGUUAUUGAUGAAAUGGAUACAGAUACGUUGUAUGAUGUAUUUUCAAGAUAUACAACAAGACAACAAAUUAGAUGUUGCAAUAUAAGCAGAGCUGGAUCUCUUGAUACAUUUGGCAAGAACAUCUGUUUAGACUAUUUUCAAAAAGUUCGAGGUUCUUGCCUUGUCUACUCUUUUGGUUCAGAGUUUCAUUUUGAAUUUGAAAAUUCGAUUUGGAAGGAUUUCAAAUGUGAAAUUCAUACCUUUGACCCAAGCCAUUCAACAAAUGGUGUACAGAUACCAAAGGGCGUUAACUUUCACCUCAUUGGACUUUCAGAUAACGAUAUUACAAUCCCGGCACCUGAAAGUUUAAAAGACUUUACAACCUGGCCAAUCAAAAGACUUUCAUCUAUUAGACGAUCAUUACGUCAUGAAAAGAGAUAUAUUGAUAUCUUGAAGAUCGAUAUUGAAGGAUUUGAAUGGAAAGUGUUACCUGACGUCAUACAAUCACGUGACCUUAGAUAUGUGAGACAAAUUUGUUUAGAAAUUCAUUUUGGAUUUAGGUUUGAGAAUGUAUGGAGUGGCAACCGUGUUGUGGAUUAUAGAUAUACAAACAGUACCUGGGGCAAUGUGACAAUUGCCAAUCAACUUAAAGUCUUGAGAAAUCUGUAUGACAACGGCUUUAGGAUUUUUAAAUCGGAGCCAAUCGCAGGCUGGGGAAUGUAUAAUAUAAGAAAACCUAAAAAAUCGAUUAAUACACUGAUAGAAAUAUCAUUAGUUAAUAUAUAUAAUUAAAGGUAAACACGUGAAACUUAAUAACCUGCAAAAUAUAAAUAUAAACACUUAUGUUAAAGGUCCCGUCCGCCUUAACGUGCGCGGUUUCAAAAUGCUUAAGCAAUAUCCAUCGACGUGAAUUCUAUAAGUUAUUGUUUUGAGAGAAAUUUCUAUCUUUCAAGCAUAAUGGAUCAGAUUUUCACUCGAACUAGUAACAGUUUACCAACGUUUUGUUAAGGUCUAUUAAGAGAGUGACUGUUCCAGAACUUUUUUAAAAUGUUAAAGUUCAGUUUACACAGAAUUUAUAUUAGUUCGAUGGUAAUUGAACCUAAUAGCUUAUAGACAUACUCUUGAAUCCGUUCCUUGAACCAGACAGUACUUAGCAAUGAGUGUAAAAUUUAAGGUCAUAGACACAAUGGCAAGCCCUCUGUCGCAGGAAAUUAACCUUAGAUAACCAGUUAAACGCGUAAACCACACGGCCAUGCCGUUCUGUGAUAAAGUUCUCUUUAUUCUCAAUAGAGAGUUUUUAGCAAACUAGGUUAUAAUUUAAUUUAAUCUUUUUGAACCUGCUUUCUUUGUCAACUUAUUGAACUGAUAGAAGUACUAUGUACUUUAAUUCUUAUCUUUUUACCAUUUGUUUGCUCUGAGAGAGUUAAAUGAAAUAAGUCAUUAUAUUCUAUAAAGAUUUAGUAUAUGUCUUAUAUAAAUUUCUACAACUGAUAUAUACUUCUUUUCUUGCCAUACUUGAUUAACUAUAUUCUUAACUAUUCACUCAAGAAAAGAGAUUUAGGUAAACGAUAAAAAAUUUGACUAAGGGAUUAUAUUGAAAUUAAAAUAAACUGUAUUAUAUAGUUUCUUUGUUUGUUUUAUUUCGUCUCUUUCAUAUUGCAAUUCCUCGCCUUUAUUUCUAAAGCAAGAUCUAAGGUUUCAUUAUUGUAUUAUUGCAAGAAAGAGCGUGUGUACAACCAAAUACCAUAAUUAAAUGCUUGAUCACAACGCGACGUACAAGUUUCAGUAGUACAAGUGCAUAAGCACUUAUCAUUUGGGAAAGACAGAUGUAUUGAAAUAUUUGUUCGAAAUGUCAUCCGUUGACAUUCAAGCUAACGUUUUAUCAUAUCCUACGUUCUCACAGAGCUGUUUUACUGGAUACAAUCAAUAUCAAAUUAACAGGGUGUGUUUUAAUGGACUUGUUUUCUGAACAUAAUCUUCAAAGCUUUAUUUGUAUGAUAUUGGUAUAAAGCCUCCAUAGCCUGACUUUAUAGAAUAAAUCGAUCCUAGUCGUUUUCCGUACUCGCCAUUAAGCAUUGAUUGUACCACCUUCCGCCAUGAUUGACAAGUGCGCUGCUACCACCAUAACAUGCGUCAACAUCGUGAUCAUAUGUGCUAAAGUCUUGUCCGUUUUGAUAAAUGAGCCCUUUGUUAUAGAGACCUUUACUACAGUAAGAAACGCUCAUAGUUCUGAAAUGAAAAAAAACAGA